Molecule: messenger RNA, 3937 nt
Organism: Cyprinodon tularosa
Lineage: Eukaryota; Metazoa; Chordata; Actinopteri; Cyprinodontiformes; Cyprinodontidae
Product: trophoblast glycoprotein-like
Exons: 2
Coding region: 1020-2249 (409 amino acids)
Biological process (GO): negative regulation of canonical Wnt signaling pathway
Cellular component (GO): plasma membrane
Molecular function (GO): protein binding
Source: RefSeq, a predicted model, not a curated record
AGGGGUACAUGCCCCUUGUUUUUUCAACAACGGGUAGCUUCAUUUACGUUUUUAUUCUAAAAAAGUUCAUUUCAAAUUAAGCAUCCGUAUGAUUAUUUAUUUAAGUUGCACACAUUUUUUUAUAUUUAUGCAUCUUUGCCCUUUGAAGCAAAGUAUUGUUUUGUUUUUAGUAAGCUGCCCUAUAGGUUCUUCAAAUAUAUUCUCACACUGAUUUUUUUUCUUUCUGUUGUGUGUUUUUUUUUUGGGGUGGGUGGGAGUGGGUGGGGGGUAGUCACCCUACGGAGGAUAAUCAUCUCUAUAAUAUGGAGUGGGAAGAUACAUUUUUCAUGAGCGACAGUGAUGGAUCCAUUCUGCUGCGCCUAAUGUCGACUCCAGUGAUGAAUUGCUACAAAACGGAUUUUUGAAAUCUUAAUGCUCAAAGUUCUCAUCAAUUAUUUGUCAAUGAAGGAUGAGUCGCUACCAAAGAUAGAAGGAUAUGAAAAAAAUUGAGUGUGUUUGAAUUUUUCUGUUUUAUUAUUUUCCUGUAAUAAUCACAAACAAAUGCUCUCAAUGCUCUCUAACUUUGUAACCUGUUAUGUUACUGGAGCAAGGACCAGGAUUAUUACCUGAGCUGAUGGGAAAGCUGUCUACCCACAACUGCUUUGUAUCUUUUUCACCUUUAAUGUGUUGUUUUGCAAGUUAUUGUUGAUAUCAUUAGUCGUUGUCCUUUAUCAAACUGCAGUGUAGGUCAAGUAGGUUUGGGCGCUUCAAUCUAAUCGUCCUCUGUACCUUUAAGGGAACCUCACACCUUUUUUUAGCAAGCAGAUCCAGUUCGAUAUGAGCUAUCAUCAAUUUGUGGGAACCCUUAUUCCCACAGUGGAGCAGAUGAGAAGGCACUAUCGCUAGCGCAAGCAGCCUUCGCCACUAGUGCAGCAUUAGUUAAGCAUCCGCAGGAAGAGGUCACAAUUUUCCUCUGCUGUUAUUUUCUUCUGCAACUUCUUUAUUUCCAGUUGUAUCUCUCUCUCUCUUUCUCUUUAGAGAUGUGCAUGUUUGCAGCUUGUGUUUUUUUGGGUGUCCUUUUAUUUCCACCUUACCCGUGCUUGGAGUGUCCUUUUGGCUGUGAAUGUUUUGCGGCCACCCACACGGUGAAAUGUGUCUCUAAGGAUUUGCUCAUAGUGCCACAAAACAUUCCAGGAUACACCCGGAAUGUCAUCAUCACAGGGAAUAAUAUACAUCAAAUCGGACCCGAGUCGUUUACAGAACUGCAGAAUGUCACUAACUUGAUUUUAAGCAAUAACAGGAUUGCAGAGUUGGCCUCUCACACCUUCGCUGCCCUUCCCUACCUACGCUCCUUGGACCUCAGUGGCAACCAGCUGGCGCUCAUCCAUCCAGAAGCUCUCAGCAUACCUGGAAGCCCUCUUCAGGAGCUCAACCUGAGCCGCUCGCUGCACAAUUUCACCGCCUUGACAGACCUGGCCACAGCUCUUCGAUGGGGUGGACUCUGGGGUCUCAAACGCCUUGACCUUUCUGGAAACCAUUUAGCCCUUCUAUCGCCUGGGAUGUUCUCCCAAGUUCCCAGUUUGAAGCAGCUCUUCCUCAGGAACAACGCUUUGGUGGCUGUCUAUGCAGGGACCUUCUCUGGUAUUAAUCAGCUGGAGAUGCUGGACCUGACACACAAUAACUUUGAGGCCUUCAGGGCUGACGCUCUUCAGGAGCUGGAGAGACUUGGGAGCGCUCAAAUCUUUCUUGGCCACAACCCAUACACCUGUUCCUGUGAGAGCCGUGAUUUUGUGACCUGGCUGAAUAAAACCAAAGGUCGUGUUGAUGUGGAUAUGGUGAGGUGUGCGUCACCAGAGGAAUUGGCUGACGUUCGGCUACAAAGACUCACCGUCCAAGCCGUUGGUUGUGUAGUUCCGGUCCUGGCUGAGGGGACUGACCUCACCUUGCAGACGUCCUAUGUUUUUCUUGGGGUGGUACUGGGUUUUGUCGGCAUGGUUUUUCUCUUUGUGCUCUACCUAAAUCGCAAUGGUAUGAAGAAAUGGAUCAUAGAAACGAGGGAUGCAUGCAGGGACGUUCUGGAGGGCUAUCACUACCGAUACGAGAUAGACUCUGACCCUCGGCUGGGCCACAUCACAGCUGGUGGCGGCAGGCCUCAGAGGCAUCCGGGGCAGGGGCUGUCCCUACAGCUGCCAAAUGACACCUGUAUAAUCCAGAGCCCCACAGAAACACAGGUCUCCCCGGUGGCAACAUCCCCUCCUGUAAAGUCAUGAUCUUGGAAUGUCAUUUUCAAAAGAAUAUGAGAUAGUAGUACAUAAAUAGAAUGUAGUUACAUUUAAAAAGUAAAACUCACAUUCAUUAUCCAGAGUGAUUUGUUUUAAGAGUUUAUUUCUUCAUUUCUGUAUAAUCAUGACUUGGAGACCAAUAAUGAAAUAAUUUAAAACAGCACAACGUUAUAUUAUAUUUGACAGUCAUGUAGAAAACAGCUGAUGUGACAGACAUCCAGCAAGCAGUCAUUGUCCACCCCCUCCGAUCAGGGUGCGUUACAGAAAGGAAGCUGCAAAAGAAGCUGACUGCUUUAUUGAAGCAUAUAAUUGGAAAAUUAGGAGGGAGGAAAAAUUCGGGUCAAGUAAAAAUGCACAAGCACAGAAAUGAUAAAAUCCAGAUUCUAUUUAGAAUCAAGCACAGGUGGGUAGAGUACACAAAUGUUUUACCCAAGUAAGAGUAGGACUACUUUUACAUUUUUUUAACUGAAGUAGUAAGUAGUCAUCCAAGAAAUUUUUCAAGUAACACACUUCAUAAAAUAGCUACUCAAGUGCUAAGUAAUUGUUUUGAUUUAAUGUUUAGAAUGAUGUAAUCCUGCAGACUGUUGUGUGCAAAUUCUGGUAUUGAAAGUAUGAAAUCAAAUAAAAGUAAAUUAAUAGAAUGAUAAUAAAAUCACAAAUUCAGGCAAAAAAAAAUCAACAUAGAGAUAUAAAACCAGUCUUCACUGUAGGUAGUGCGAUAUCAUAUCUACUGUUUACCAUCUAGUCACCUGAUCUCGCAGUGGGGAGCGUACCCUUAAACUGUACUCAGGUAUGUAUAGCAAAAUUUAAGAAUAUUACUUAAGAAGAAAUAAAACAGGCCUAUAGUAAAAUACAACACUCCAAAAAUUACUUUUAAAAAAAAAGUAACUCAAGUGAAUGUAAUUAGUUACAACCCACCUCUGGAAGAAAGCAAAUGUGUGCUACAUUUAGUAAUCAAGGUUUCAAAGUUUGAUGGAAAAGAGGAGAGGAGAUCGACUUCAUUGAGGUUCACACGGUGGUUUCUCAUGUAAUAUGUUUAUUAGAUAUGCCAGUUUUUAUUGUUCACUUAAUUUAAAGUAAUUUUCAAGGAAAUUAAAAGAACUGGGCUCUUAAAACCUACCACUCUGUGUUUAAUGUACCUUUGUACCUGUACAAUAUAGGAGAUGCAUUUUUAAAAAUGAACUACUGAAAUGAAAAAAAGAAAAAUAUUCAGUCGUACUUUUAGAAUUUCAGGAGAUUUAUACUGGCUGUGUGUACGUCCUUUAAAAUUCACCUUUUAAAGUGCCUUUGUGUUUCCUUAGGCACUUGAAUGAUCUAUAAAUCCUUUUCAGCUUUUUAGAUAACCUGUCUUGGUUCUAGUCAUUGUUUACUGUAUUAGCAUUAGGAUUAUGCAUAUAUGGUGCAAUACCACUACAGAUAGCAUUGAUGGCAGCUGAGAAGCAUGGUAAAUGCAUGAAGAAAGCAUAGGAUAAUUCAAUUAUGUAUAACAUUAAUUAUACUAUAUUAAAAUUUUAAAGCAAGAGUUUCUCUAAUUAUGUAAUUUUGUGUCUUUGUUGCACUUAAUUGCCUUCAUUGUGUCAUACUUAGUUAUACAUUAGGAAAACACUAAGUGGCAAUGGCUAUAUAAAAUAGGUAUUUCUGUUCUUUCCAAAAUAAAACAUUUGUUUACUAACCUU